AUGGCUUUUGCAGCAUCCUUGGCUGAGCUUCAAGCAGAGGCCAGCUGUUCCCUUUGCCUGGAUUACUUGAGAGAUCCAGUCACCCUGGACUGUGGUCACAAUUUCUGUGAGUCCUGCAUUCAUGAUCGCUGGAAAGAUAUACAAGAUGUCUUCCCCUGUCCCAUCUGUCUCUACUACUGUUCUGAUGGGGACAUCAAAAGAAACAUCCAAUUAUCAUACAUCACUGACAUCAUUAAGCAACUUCGUGUUGGAAAGAAUAAAAGGAAAUGGCAGGAAACAGAAUUGCUGUGUGAGAAGCAUGAUGAAGUCCUAGAUUUGUUCUGUGAGGAGGAUCUGGAGCUGUUAUGUCCCCAGUGCAGGGACUCCCCUGACCACCAAGAUCACCACCUGAUCCCCACUGAAAGAGCAGCAGAGAAUCAGAGAAAGAAGUUCAAAAGAUUGAUGGAGCAUCUGAAGAAACAGAUCAAUGAUGCAAAAAAGGAGUGUAAAUAUCAACUUACAAAAUAUAUGGAAGAGAAGUGGAAGAUAGAAAAUUGUAAAGGAGAAUUGGUUCCUGAAUUUAAGCAAUUUAAUCUUCUCUUAAAGGGGGGAGAAAAUUUAAUGAAUGAUAUAAUACUUAUUGAAAUGAAAAUUGUGAAAGAUCAACUAACCAGAAACAGAAUUCAUCUUUCAAACCAUAUAGAAACUCUUAAAAAUCUGCUAUCUGAAGUAACAGAGAAGUGUUUACAAGACAACCAGAAUUUACUAACAAGCAUUAAAAGUACUCACAGUAGGUGUGAAAGCCUAUCAUCACCAGAACUUUUGUCAUAUAAAUUCAAGAAAGGGGAUUUUAAUUUCCCUGCUCAUUAUUUUAGUUUCCAUAAAAUGAUCAGUACUUUUCAGGAAAAUUUGACACUAGAUCUUAAAGUUGCCCAUCAAUGUCUUAUUGUCUCUGAAGACAAAAAAAGUGUCACAUUUGGAACAAAAAUCCUAAACAUUCUAUAUACUUCUCAGACAGUGAUUUCUUACCCAGCCGUGCUUUGUUGUGAAGAGUUUGAAGGAGGCAGGCAUUUUUGGCAGGUAGAAGUCAAAGGCAGUGGUGAAUGGUCCUUAGGUUUGUGUAAAGAAAUAUUCCGUCAAAAUGUUCUAGAUUCGUCAAUAUCUGACAAUGACUUCUGGCAACUUGAACAGACCUCAUUGACCCAUGGCACCUCUUUCAUUGAUCAAGAAGAACAUGUCAGAAGAAUUGGUGUUUUUCUGGAUUAUGAAUUGGGAGAACUUUCCUUUUAUAAUAUGAACAACAAAGCAUGCUUGCUUAAGAUCACUGACACAUUUACAGAAAAAGUGAUACCAUAUUUUGCUAUUGGGCCCACUUCAGAAAACCUUACAAUUUCUUUGGUUAUAGAGCAAUGA
Suncus etruscus (white-toothed pygmy shrew) is the source of this 1392-nucleotide messenger RNA. Its product is annotated as tripartite motif-containing protein 60-like. The record is from RefSeq and is a predicted model, not a curated record. The transcript has a single exon. Lineage: Eukaryota; Metazoa; Chordata; Mammalia; Eulipotyphla; Soricidae. Gene Ontology annotation, molecular function: zinc ion binding; protein binding. Bases 1 to 1392 code for a protein of 463 amino acids.